AAGAUCAACCAUUAACUAAUGCUGAGCAUAGACGAAUAGCAUUACAAUAUAAAAAUAGUAAUUUAACAAUACAAAAAAAAUUAUUUCAACAAUAUGGAAUUCGAUGGACUUGUACAAGUAAACAUAUAGUACAGUAUGCAUGGAUGAAUGAUAAUUCACCAAAACUUAGUAUUAAAGAUUUGUAUGAAAUUCAGAAACAAAUUGAUACAACUCCUUUACCUGUUGAUAUGGGACAUAUAAACUUUAAAAUUACAUCAGGCUUUGAUGCACUUACGGCUAAUCAAUGGAAGAUUUGGGUUUUGGUUUAUUCAACUUAUAUUUUGCGUCAAUUUCUUAAUGAAGAUGAUCAAUGA
Messenger RNA from Dentiscutata erythropus, 353 nucleotides. The record is from the annotation of a GenBank genome assembly. NCBI's taxonomy places the organism in Eukaryota, Fungi, Glomeromycota, Glomeromycetes, Diversisporales, Gigasporaceae.